Paracoccidioides brasiliensis Pb18 is the source of this 948-nucleotide messenger RNA. RefSeq lists its product as uncharacterized. The transcript has 3 exons. Bases 1 to 948 code for a protein of 315 amino acids. Gene Ontology annotation, molecular function: oxidoreductase activity, acting on the CH-OH group of donors, NAD or NADP as acceptor. The record is from RefSeq and is a predicted model, not a curated record.
AUGCCCUUCACCCUUCUCUCCCUCCUCGCCACCCUAGUCACCUCCCCAACAACUCGGAAAACCCUCCUAGCCCUCCUAACAAUCUACUUCCUCCGACUCCUCUCCCGCACCCUCUCCAGCCAAAUCCGGAACAGCUGGUCCCGCCAACGCCCCUGGGACAACUCCCGCGAACUCGUCCUGAUAACAGGCGGCUGCAGCGGGAUCGGGAAACAGAUCAUGCUCGAUCUAGCCGCGCGGGGCGUCACGGUUAUCAUCAUCGACGUGAAGGAACCGGACUUCGAGCUGCCACAAACCGUAACCUUCCACUCCACAGACGUCACCAGCCCCUCAUCCCUUCACUCGCUGCACACCCACAUCCUCUCAACCCACCAGCGCCCCCCAACCGUCCUAAUCAAUAACGCCGGCAUCGGCCUCCCAAACUCAAUACUCGCAACCCCCCCCUCAACCAUCCAGCAAACCUUCGCCGUAAACACCAUCUCCCACUUCUGGACCGCGCGCGAGUUCCUCCCGCCCAUGCUAAAGGCUAACCACGGCCACAUCGUCACGGUCGCCAGCAUGGCGUCGUUCAUCGGCCUGGGCGGGAUGGCGCCUUACAGCUGUUCGAAGGCUAGUGCGAUGGCGUUUCAUGAGGCGUUGGGGCAGGAGCUUAAGUUGUGGUACAGGGCGGAUAAGGACGGGGAUGGUGGGGGGGUUGACGGGGAGGGGGGGGAGAGAUGUAGGAGGGAUGCCGGUUAUGGACGUGGAGAUGGUGUCCGGGGCGGUGGUGAAGUUGGUUUUGGGGCAGAGGAGCGGACAGGUGAUUUUACCGGAAGGGUAUGGGUGGUUGGGUUUGUUGAGGGGUUUACCGGAGUGGAUGCAGGAGAGGGUGAGAGGGCGGGUGUCGAGGAUGUUGAGAGAGGUGGAGGUGAGGAAGGGGGCCUGAAAUUGAUUGAUAGAUGCAAUCGGUAG